AUGAAAAGGAAUAGGGAAACGGAAAUUCACAAACUCGUCAAUGACAUCCAUGUAUUGGAGACGGCUCAUAAAUCCGAACAAACAUUGACCAUCUUCCAGGAACUGAGUGCAUUGCGGGGCAGGUUAUCUACCCUUCUGCAUUGUCACCACCAACGACACCUCCAACACUCUAAAGCGUUCUUCUAUGUUAACAGCGAUAACGGCAGCAGGUUGUUGGCUCGACUUAUCAACAAUAAGAAAAACAAAUCCUACAUAGCUUACCUACGUGACUGCCAGGGCUUGGUUCAACACUUGCCGGACAAUAUUGCUAAGAUAGCGCACUCUUACUAUGAGAGUUUAUACUCCCUGGAAUCAUCAUUUAGGCGCAGCACACAACUACUCCGAUGA
Pelobates cultripes (western spadefoot toad) is the source of this 387-nucleotide messenger RNA. Lineage: Eukaryota; Metazoa; Chordata; Amphibia; Anura; Pelobatidae. The record is from the annotation of a GenBank genome assembly.